Benincasa hispida (wax gourd) is the source of this 1455-nucleotide messenger RNA. Its product is annotated as Protein phosphatase 2C family protein. Gene Ontology annotation, molecular function: protein serine/threonine phosphatase activity; cation binding. Lineage: Eukaryota; Viridiplantae; Streptophyta; Magnoliopsida; Cucurbitales; Cucurbitaceae. Gene Ontology annotation, biological process: protein dephosphorylation. The record is from RefSeq and is a predicted model, not a curated record.
UUUGAAUUUGAAGAAGACUACCAAAUAAGAACUGUGUACAGCGUAUUGUGAGCGAUAACUUUAUUACGAACUCAACUAAAUCAAGGAUUUCUCUUUCUUUGCUUUUGUCAAACCGUAGGAGAUUCCACGGCCGUCGUUAGCCGCCGCCGCCGCCGCCGCCAUCUCAACUGUGCUGCUGCUCCAAGGUUCAAGUCCUGCAAUUCCACGAAGGAAUCUUCGUUCUCUUUGCUCCCCCGCUUGGGGAUGCCGAUCAAGAGACCACUCUACAGCCGCCUCAACCAUCAUCAUCUCUUCCGCCGCCGGUAGUUUCAGAAAUUAUAAUGUCCUCAAGGGAUUCUAACGUCCUCUUCAGUGGUGGCGGUAUCAGUUUUCUCAAUGAAAAUCACACUGGAAAGUUCAGCUAUGGUUAUUCUAGUUUCAAGGGCAAAAGGGCUUCGAUGGAGGACUUCUAUGAAACAAGAAUUUCUGAAGUUGAUGGGCAGAUGGUUGCUUUUUUCGGUGUUUUUGAUGGUCAUGGAGGUUCCAGAACAGCCGAAUACCUUAAGCGCAAUCUUUUCAAGAAUCUAAGUAGCCAUCCAGACUUUAUCAAAGACACAAAGACUGCUAUUAUUGAGGUCUUUAAGCAGACCGAUGCCGAUUAUAUCAAUGAAGAGAAAGGGCAGCAGAAAGAUGCUGGGUCAACUGCAUCAACUGCUGUCCUGUUCGGGGACCGUCUCCUUGUUGCAAAUGUUGGGGAUUCCAGAGUAGUUGCAUCUAGAACUGGUUCAGCUAUUCCCCUCUCUAUUGAUCACAAACCUGAUAGAUCAGAUGAGCGCCAAAGGAUUGAACAAGCUGGAGGGUUCGUUCUUUGGGCAGGAACUUGGAGGGUUGGUGGUAUUCUAGCAGUUUCACGUGCCUUUGGAGAUAAGCUACUCAAACCAUUUGUUGUUGCUGAUCCCGAAAUUAAGGAAGAAGAACUUGAAGGUGUAGAUUUUAUUAUUAUUGCAAGCGAUGGACUUUGGAAUGUCAUAUCAAAUGAGGAAGCUGUAGCAUUGGUACAACACAACCAAGAUGCAGAAAUGGCAUCAAGAAAAUUAAUCCAAGAAGCUUUUGCUCGAGGGAGUUCCGACAACAUUACAUGUGUCAUUGUACGGUUUGAUUUGUCGUAAUGCGAUACAAUCCGAUAACAAAUGGCAGUUCUUUCCAAUGGAAUGUCAUGACUAACUACAGUUACUGGGUCUUAACGAGGUCUUAAUCCUCAAAGAUUAGCCGAUUUGCCAUUGAGUUGUAUAUGUAAGUUGUGCUGUGCUCAGGACGUUCCUGCACAAUCGGUAGAUUAUUUAUUUAAUACGUUGCCUUUAUUUAUAUGACAUGCUGAUAUGUUCCAACUUUUGCUUGCAAAUAUCGUUUCAAUGGGAUUUCUCACAUUGUAAUAACAUUCAGGCUAACCUUAUGUUAUUUUUGUUUUCCCCUUUU